Amborella trichopoda is the source of this 492-nucleotide messenger RNA. The record is from RefSeq and is a predicted model, not a curated record. NCBI's taxonomy places the organism in Eukaryota, Viridiplantae, Streptophyta, Magnoliopsida, Amborellales, Amborellaceae.
AUGAAGGAGGUUGAAUUUAUAGAGCUGCAACAAGGAAAAUUGUCGAUAGAGCAAUAUGCAGCAAAGUUUACUGAGCUCUCGAGGUUCGCGCCACACAUCGUUGACACAGAGGCGCGAAAAGCAAGUAAAUAUGAGAAGGGCCUUCGACCUGAUAUAAGGGGAAGGAUAAUCUCGGCCAACAUCAAGACCUUCUCCCCGUUGGUGGAUCUGGCAUUAAAGAUUGAGAGAGACUGUGAAGAUUUCCAAUUAAGAAAAGAAGGGAGAGUGGGGGCCACGCAUGGGAAGUUUAAGAGAAAUACUCGACCACCUCCAAAGAAAGACUAUAAGGGAAGAAAUAAUCAGGGCAGUGUAAAGAUUCAGAGAUCCUUCCAGGGUGACAUAAGGGAAAAUCGGCGCUCAGCCUGCCCACACUGUGGAUUGAGUAACCACACUGCGGCCGAGUGCUUCAGGAAGACCAGUGCAUGUUUUCGGUGCGACAAGCAGGGCCAUUAG